Molecule: messenger RNA, 1869 nt
Organism: Zychaea mexicana
Lineage: Eukaryota; Fungi; Mucoromycota; Mucoromycetes; Mucorales; Lichtheimiaceae
Product: copper amine oxidase
Exons: 3
Coding region: 1-1869 (622 amino acids)
Biological process (GO): amine metabolic process
Molecular function (GO): primary methylamine oxidase activity; copper ion binding; quinone binding
Source: RefSeq, a predicted model, not a curated record
AUGGCGUUCUUCGGCUGGGACAAGUCUGUUCCCCAGCCAACCAAGAUCGACCGUGAAGCAUUUGUUGUUCUCAUUGACCGUCCAUCCGGUUUGGUCCACGAAAUUGUUGUUUCUCUGACCCAAAACAAGACCACCAGCUGGAAGAAGGUUCAAGGUGUCCAGCCCACUCUUCACGUUGGCGAAAUGCUCGAGGCCGAACACGUUUUGCUCAAUGAUGAACUUGUUAUUGCAGAGUGCCGCAAACUGGGUAUUACUGAUAUGAAACAAGUCUUCAUUGAUCCCUGGGGCGUUGGUUACCACGAGUCAAUCAAGGGCAAGCGUCUUAUGCAAGCUUUGGUCUACAUGCGCACCUCUGCCGACGACAACCAGUACGCUCAUCCUUUGGAUUUCAAUCCUCUUUAUGAUGUCAACGAAAAGAAGGUUGUCGACAUCAUUGUUGCCAAGCGCCGCAACAGCAAGUUUGAGCGUCCUACUAUUCCCCGAGCCAACCAUCACUUCUUGCCCGAGCAUAUUGGUACAGAAAACUUGCGCAAGGACUUAAAACCAAUCCAAAUCACCCAGCCCGAAGGUGUCAGCUUCACGAUCCGUGGCCAGCAGUUAGAUUGGCAAAAAUGGAAUAUGCACUUGUCGUUCAACUAUCGUGAAGGUUUGGUUAUCAACAACGUCAGCUACAAGGAUAUGGAUGGUACUUUACGCCCCUUGUUCUACCGUGUCUCUUUGGCGGAAAUGGUGGUCCCUUACGCCAAUCCCUACAAACCCUAUAACCAUAAGAUGGCUUUUGAUGUUGGAGAGUACGGUUUGGGCAACUUGACGAAUUCUUUGGAACUCGGCUGCGACUGUGUUGGUUCAAUUUACUAUAUGGAUGCUGUUUUGAGCGACAUGAAGGGUGAGCCCUGGGUGAUCCCAAAGGCUAUCUGCAUUCACGAAGAAGAUACUGGUCUUUUGUUCAAGCACACUGAUUACCGCACUGGCAAGGCCCACUCUGCUCGCUCGCGUCGCUUGGUCAUCUCCCACAUUGUUACUGCUGCCAACUAUGACUAUGGUUUGUACUACUACUUUUACCAGGACGGUACCUUCCAAUAUGAAGUUAAGGCUACUGGUGAACUCAACACCCAAGUUCUUGCUGUCGACGAAGAUGCUGCUCCAUAUGGUACCAUUGUUGCACCCCAAAUUGAUGCUCAGCACCACCAGCAUUUGUUCAGCAUGCGCAUUGACCCUAUGAUCGACGGUCGCAACAACUCUGUUGCCGAAACGGACGUCUUACCUUCAGUGCAUCCUGUCGGACACCCCGAUAACAUAGUUGGCAAUGCCUUCGGUCCUGUCAGCAAGAUCUUUAGCAACACCGAUGAAGCACAAACCGAUGCCAGCCCCCAGACACAUCGCUCAUGGAAGGUUAUCAACGAGAGCAAAAUACAUCCCUAUGCCAAGCAGCCUGUCGGUUUCAAGGUUAUUGCUCCCAACAGCCCUCCCCUUUUGGCCAAGCCUGGAUCCAUUGCUUACGAACGCGCCCGAUUUGCUGCAAAAACCCUUUGGGUGACCCAAUACCAUCCUGAUCAGCUCUUCCCUGGUGGUUUCUACUGCUACCAGAGCGAGCCCUCCGAUAACCUUGGUCUCCCGCAAUUUACUCGUGAGACCAAGAAUGUUCGUAACGAAGAUAUCGUUCUCUGGUUGACCUUUGGUCUGACCCACAUCCCUCGUGUUGAAGACUUCCCUAUCAUGCCUGUGGAAAUGUGCGGUUUCCAACUCAAGCCAGCCAACUUCUUCUUGGGUAACCCGGGUAUCGACCUCCCAUCCUCUGACAAGAAGUCCACCAAGAGCGCCUAUGCUCCCGCCGAUGCCAAAUCCUGCUGUGGCAAUAACUCUUUAUAA